This is a messenger RNA of Ectocarpus sp. CCAP 1310/34, 1011 nucleotides long. The record is from the annotation of a GenBank genome assembly. NCBI's taxonomy places the organism in Eukaryota, Phaeophyceae, Ectocarpales, Ectocarpaceae.
AUGUAUGAGGUGACACACGUCGUGAGCAAGGCGUUUCAAGACUUCAACACCUCCAUACACGCCCCCGUAGAGUUGUACGAAGAGGAGUUCGGAUGUCCUGAGACGGGCACGGGCAUGAUUCAAAGCAUCUGCAAGUCACACGAGGCGUACGCAGUGGUGGCGGACGGCGGGACCGGCAAGAUCGUGGGUGUGCCCUUCGUCGACGUGCACGCGAAGGGCUCGAAGGAGGCCUGCCUGGGGGCCGUUUCGUCCAUAGCCCCCGGUGCUGGCAAAAAGUCGGCUAGGGCUCACGAACACGCUAGCGUUCGUCCUCCCGGGAGGAUCCGCAAGACGGUGCGGGCUAUGCCAAGCGAGAGGCAGCGGGGUUCCAGCAGCCAGGAGGUGCAGGAGAUGAUGGGCAUGCUGCCAUCGCUACUGCAGGCCGAGUCGGAAUGGCAAGGCCAGGAGGGGUCGGCGGCGCUGCAGGAGGGCGCCGCGGGUGCGGCGGAAUUGGGGGUUCCGCCGAGCAGCCACCGAGAGCUGUAUCCUGCGGUGGUCGUUUGGGAGGGCGACACUGCUGGAGGAGAGAGCAGUAGUAGGCCGGGCGUGGAAGGCGCCCUGGUGCGGGAUGUGGAGGUCCCUGCUGCAGGUGGGUUUGGUGCAUCCCAAGACACCAACUCUCUUCGUAGUACGUUCGACAGUGCUUGCGUACAGCAGUCUGUUGCCGCUGGAGACACUGGUGAGAGUGUCACAGCAACCGAUCAAUCCAUUCAGGGGAGGUCGGGUGGAGAAUGGGGCACGGCGGAAGGGUCGUGUCCACUGUUCUGCCUUGCUGGAGUAGCGGGCGGGGCGCACAAAAGUCGCCGGAAUUGAUGGUGCAACAGAACGGACGGAGGGGCCGUGAAGUCGCGCAAUUUUGGCGCGCACUCCAUCUGCGGUAAGGCUGUGGAGCACUAGGACGGUAGAGCGACCGUUGGGCAGGAUUGCCGGAGACACUCAACCAUGGAUCGACCGCGCGACGGCGCGGGGGGG